AUGACUGAGCACACCAAAUCCGCCCUUGAGAUCAACGACGACAAACUCGAAGAGGCCACUACAACCGCUGUCGAGAAUGUGGCCUCGGAGACCAAGUCGGCAGUGCCACAAACUGGGGCAGCACAUGAGUUGACCCUACGAAAGGUUCUUCGUGAUCAUCCAGCGCUAGUAUGGUGGUCCUUCUAUUGGGCUAUGGCUGGUGUGGCGUGGGGGUUUGAUGCUCAGAUCAAUGGAAGUGUUUUGUCGAUUUCAUCGUUUCGUCUUGCGUUCGGAUACGAGCAGAACGGCGAAGUGAUCUUACCAGCUCGAUGGCAAACCGCCUUCAACACCGUCAGUAGCGUGGGACAGUUCUUCAGUUGCUUCCUAUGCUCAAUGCUGAGUGAUCGCAUCGGUCGCAAAGGAGGCCUCCUAGUGGGCCUAGUCUUCUUGACGGGAGGCAUUUUGGGAGAAAUGUUCGCUGAUGUACCUGGGGGUUUUGUCGCCGUCAAACUCAUUCUUGGAUUUGGUUUGGGCUUCUUGCUCACCCUUGGACCCUUGGCGACAUCAGAAAUAACUCCCGUGGUGCUGCGUGGAGUGGCGACAGCUGGCGUGAAUCUGGGUAUUGCUAUCGGCCAGCUGGUAUCUAACGGCGUCAUCAAGGGCUUUGGCUCCCGUUCUGACACAUGGGCAUACCGCGGUCCUUUUGCCAUACAGCUCUUCUUUGUGGCUUUCUUGCUCGCUGGUCUGCCCUUCGCCCCAGAGACUCCAUGGUACCUGGCUCGUAAGGGCCGGCAACAAGACGCGGCACGAUCUCUGCAACGUCUGUAUGGACCCAAUUUCGACGUCCAAACCAUGCUGGAUAAUAUCCAGCGAACCAUUAACGAGGAAAAUGAGACAUCGCCUGAUCAUGAGACAUCCUGGGCUCAAUGCUUCCGCGGCACGGAUCUGAAGCGUACAAUGAUUAGUAUGGGCGUCUUCGUGUGCCAGCACUUUGCGGGAAUCAUCUUUGUCUUAGGUUAUUCAACCUACUUCUUCGAACUGGCUGGACUGCCCAAUUCCCAGAGUUUCAGUCUGGGUGUUGGUGUGACUGCCUGUGGUGUUCUGGGCAACAUCCUCAGUUGGUUCAUCGUCAAUUCACUGGGCCGACGCAAGAUCUUCCUCACCGGCAUGGUCUCCUUGUUCUUGAUUCUCAUGCUGAUCGGCAUCAUGGACGUUGUGCCAACUUCUGGCGCACACUGGGUUCAGGCUGCGGUUACGGUUAUCUAUAGCUUUGUCUAUUUCGGCACUAUUGGAGCAAUGGCUUUCACUAUUCUCGGCGAGACUAGUAGCGCUGCGCUACGUGCCCGAACGACCGGUCUUGCUACCGCUACUCAGGCUGUCAUGGGAAUCAUCAUGAAUUUUGCCUGUCCAUACAUGGUCAACCCCGACGAGGGCAAUCUCAAGGGCAAAGUAGGGUUCGUUUUCGGGGGUCUUUGUGCUCUUGCGACCGUUUGGAGCUUCUUCUAUGUCCCUGAACUCAAGGGGCGAUCCAUGGACGAGAUCGAUCGACUAUUCGCCCUUCGCAUCAAGCCUCGGAAAAUGGGUACCUAUAAACUCCAUUGA
Molecule: messenger RNA, 1581 nt
Organism: Penicillium subrubescens
Lineage: Eukaryota; Fungi; Ascomycota; Eurotiomycetes; Eurotiales; Aspergillaceae
Exons: 3
Coding region: 1-1581 (526 amino acids)
Biological process (GO): transmembrane transport; carbohydrate transport
Cellular component (GO): membrane
Molecular function (GO): carbohydrate:proton symporter activity
Source: RefSeq, a predicted model, not a curated record